Messenger RNA from Callithrix jacchus (white-tufted-ear marmoset), 8960 nucleotides. The record is from RefSeq and is a predicted model, not a curated record. Lineage: Eukaryota; Metazoa; Chordata; Mammalia; Primates; Cebidae.
CUGUGACCCUUCAGGUCUCUGGCGGGGUGGGUCACCUGGUGUCCUACUUUUGCCCUCCUGCCUCAGUGCCACCCUCCAGCUUCCUGAGCUCCUUUCUUCUGUGGAGUCGGGUCCUAAAGACUGGCCUCUGCCACUCCCACCCAGGAUCUGAAUUCGCCCAGAUGAAUUCUUCUCCCAGUUCAUCCUCCGGAGUUCAGAGUGGUUUCAAGACACACACUCAGAAGAGUAGGGUCCCUGUCCUGGCACUGCCCUCCACCAAGGGAGGUCUCAGGAGUGCCAUCUCCACCCUCCCUGCUCUCAUCUCUGCAAGCAGAGAACAGGCAGACCCCCUCCCACAUCUUCCCAUUCCCUUCAGCCAACUCUAUUGGGUCUCAAAAAGACAAGACACCACAGGAAGGGGGAAGGGAAGGCACUGAGACAAGGGAGUGGUGGCAGGUUGAUCAAGUUGGUGGCCAGGAGGGAAAGAGAAAGCUGGAUCCGUUUGAGAAUGAGGACUUUCCUUCUGGCGUGGAUGGGCGAGAUGGUGAGAGAGAGAGAAGGGCAAGGGAGAAGCCCUCUUCUCUCAGACUGGAGGACAAAGAGGAACUGCCCCUUGAUGAGGAAACAAACACAGGUCCAAGGGAAGAGUGGCCAAGAAGAAAAGUAGCUUUUCUGAACAUAGUUCGGCUCCCUCCCCAGGAGUCCAGGAAUGCUCCCCUUCAUCAAAAAGUGUUAAGUUCCCUACCUCUGCCUGACCCUGUGCCAUGUAACCUACCUCUGUCUGACCCUGUGCCAUGUAACCCAGCUUAGGAGUUGCUUAAGAGCCAGGAAGGUGCAGCCAUCCCCCUCAGCCCCCACUGCCUGGAAGUGCACACCUACACACACACACACACAGCUGUGGAGCAGACAAUGGCUGGGAAAGAAUGCAGGUCCUAUCCUUCUUGUGUUCAUUUCCACACACUCGUGGGCACCAGGAAAUACAGGCAGAAGCCUCCAAGGUUUUCUUUCCUGGUAUGCGGGUCUCCAGUCUCCCCUGUUCUUUGAGACAAUGGGUCUGUGCAUUCCAGGCAGCAAGCCACUGACUGUCAGGAAUUAGUUCAAGCAGGUCAAAGGAGAAUCCUGUGUGCCUCUGGGCUGAAGCUGCCUGCAGCCUGCUUGCCUGAAAAGUUACAGUUUCUGUAAGGGUAAGGAGGGAAAGGUGGCUAGACGUGACUUUUUAGGUGAUUUUUUGGCUCCGUGUGCUGGGCAGGGGCUGGCCGGCUUCAGUGGGCAGGUAUUGUAAAAAGCCUGCACCAUCCCGGGCUCCUUUGGGAGAUUUUAGAAAAGGGAUGCGAGCUUCAGAAUAGGAUUAAAUGGCCUUGAAGUUUCCUUCCAAUGUUGAGGGUUUGUAAGAUAGGAGGUUUGCAAAUGUUCGCUGUCUGCAUCUCCAGAACUUGGCUCGCAGUUGGUUCUUAAAUGUUCUGUGUUCACGUGUAUAUUCAAUGCAGUGGUUGUUUAUAGCCACAAGAUGGUAUGUUGGCCCAGGUGAGUGCAAAAGCUGGCUCAGCACAUUCUCCAUCUGGCCUGGCUCCAUUGGCUCCAGGCAGAGAGAUUGAUGGGGGAUAGAGAAUGAGCUCCUAGACCAGACUACUCAGCCCCCACUGCCCUCGUCUCUCUCUCAUCAUGAUCAGAUCGAAUCCUCCAGUCCUCAGGGCUGGAGCCCAGCCUGCUGGAGCGAGCCCGCGGAGCUCUUUGGCGUCUUAAUUCCCAACCCCAUCCAUCUCCAAACCUGACAGCUCCCCACGGGACAGUGCCUUCCAGUUACAUCAGCGCCCUCUGCAGCCCAGCCCCUUGACCUGAGUCCCAUCUCCGUGUAUAUGAACCCAGGCACAUUGUGAUUUCAUGAAUCCACCGUCAUUAAUUUAGCAAAAACGCACCAGCAUCUCUGCAUGCCAGGCACUGUGGACCCAGGACGGAAUGAUGGGCAAAAGCAGAUGGGGUCCUCACCUCGUGGGGCUUACAGUGGAAGGCAAGAGAUGGACAUUCAUCUGAUGAGCUCCACAAAUGUGAAAUGUCAACCGUGGCUUGCAGGUGCACAGUCAUAGGAGAGCCACUUCUGUGAAGGUGUUUGGCCUGGUCAGGGAAUAAGGGAAGGCUUUCUGGCGAUGUGACAUUUUAGCUGAGACCCGAAGAUCAAGUAGGAGCAACCCAAAUGAAAGAGGGAAGGAAGAGCGUUCAGGGCAGAGAAACCUCCCUCUGCAAAGGGAAGGAGCCUGGCAAACAGGGAAAAGAAAAGAAGCUCCUUGUGGCUGGAGCCAAGGGCAGAAAUGAGGGUGAUGUACAGUGGCUGGGAACAUAAACAGGGGCCGGACCUCAGACACCCUUAGAGAGCUUUGGUUUCUACAGGAGAUGAAUAAACAAGCCACAGAAGCAUUUUAACCCGUGUGUGUGUGUGUGUGUGUGUGUGUGUGUGUGUGUAUGCACCUUUGUGUGUGUGUGCACGAGAUUGAGAGAGAGAGAGACACACACACAGACACAAUGAGAUCUGAGUUGGGAAGAGCACCCAGGCUGAUGCACCCAGAAUUGGAGGGAGUAGGCGUGGGUGCAGGAAAGCCUGUUAAAAGGCAGCACAGUCAUAAGGAGAGAGGUGACAGUGGCUUGGACCCAAUCAAAUUUGAAAGGAUCUUUAAGGCUACAGUGUUAGCAUUUCACUGAUACUUCAAUCUCUUCUCCAUCAUCCCAACCAGGUGGGCAACCUAAACUAUGCCUAACACAAGCCCAUCAUUUCUCUGAGGCCCUCACAGUGACACGCCACCUGGUCGCAUGUGCUCUCACCCCCACCCCAUGGCCUCAUCUGCCUGUCUGUGGUUGACACCACUUGGUCGCUGUUUUCCUUUACCCACUCCAGGGCACACAGAGAGGCCUGGGCUUACCUGAUGCUUCUCACAUCUUUUCUGGGCCCAGGUGGUAAUCCCCACUCUUCUCUGUGGAGUGGGACUUCCUGAGAGCCCACCCCCUUUUUGGAUCCUGUAGGGAUCUGAGAAGUUGAAGGAAAUCCCUGAGACCUGUGUCCCUGGAAGCAACAGCCUGUGCUUGGCCUGAGGUUGAUUUCCAGGGCCUUCCUGGAGGAAGCUGCCUCCUUGCAAACUAGCGGGCCGGGGACUUCCAAGGCCUUUGAGGCUCCAUUGUGUGGAAGGAUCAUUGGUGGCUACUGGAGCCUCUGACCCUGUCACAGCCCUGCUCUGCCUGCCCUGUCCUUCCCGCAUACAAGGCCCAGUCUGAAAGUUUACCAUCUGUAUGGCCCCAUGCUUUGGUUCAUAAUACUCAGCCUCAUUUCAGAUCUUAGAUGGGAGUUCAAUAUAUAAAGCAGAUAAAAGGAAGGUGCUGCUCUUGUUUAAAGAGAAGGGUCUAGAAUCCCACUUUCUCAGUUCUCUACCCCAUCCUCUCGGCCCAGGGUAGCAUGCUGACGCAGCUUGUUAGCACACUUAAGUGACAAGUGACACACAUCUGGUAGGAAGAGCUGUUGGGCUGCCCCAUCUUUUUUUUUUUUUUUGAGACAGAGUCUUGCUCUGUCCCUCAGACUGGAGUGCAGUGGCGCAAUCUCAGCUCACUGCAACCUCUGCCUCCUGGGGUCAAGUGAUUCUCCUGCCUCAGCCUCCCAAGUAACUGGGAUUACAGGCGUGUGCAAUGAUGCCUGGCUAAUUUUUGUAUUUUUAGUAGAGACAGGGUUUCCCCAUGUUGGCCAGACUGGUCUCAAACUCCUGACCUCAAGUCAUCCACCUGCCUCGGCCUCCCAAAGUGCGGGGAUUAUAGAUGUGAGCCACCGUGCCCGGCCGGAUGCCCCAUCUGGAGCACUCAGUCAUCCUGGUCCAGACAGAGGAGUGACUCUCAUUCUUGCCUGCCCUCUCGCCGCAUAGGGAACAUGGAGCACUUGGUCAGAAGCCUGGUUCUGCCACCAACUAACAGAGGGCCUCAGAUGAGUGACUUUAUGCCUCUAAGUCUCAGUCCCUGUAUCUGGAAAAUGGAUUCAGGAAUACUUCCUGCCUAGGAGUUACAGGGAAGGGAGGUAACAUAUGUCAAGUGCCUUGUGGAGAUGGUGACUCAGUAAUAGACGGCAACUGCGACUAUUUCACAGGACCCCCAUCACCCCUCCUCCUUUCCCUCUGCCCAGCUCACACCUUCCUAAGAGACCCCUCUCCUCCUCCCACACAGCAGCGUGCACUCUUCACACGCACUCCCCAGCCUCUUCCUUGACUCCCCUGGGGGCGGAUGGGAGGGUGCUGGGGCGCGGCUCUGGCCUCCCUCCUGCACAUCCCACCUGCCAAGGAUCUGCCAUACGCCUUCCGCUCUAUAAAUAAUAAACCAUAAAUGCGAGAAGAAAAUAGUCAGAGCAGCAGAGUAAAUGCCAAGAAUUGAAGGCUCAGGCAUGCCCUAUCUCCUGAGCCCUGGCCUCUAGAGACAGACUCAGCCCCUCCACUCUGGUAAUGAAGCAUCCCCUUUUUUCCAGCUGCUUCAGUGACAUCCUCAGGCCCCCGCAGGGCCACUGAAAUUCUUCCACUUGUUAUUUAACUCAGAGAGAGAAUUCUAAUGUGGCCUCUCUGCCCCACGGGGCACAAGAAGGAGCCUUGAAGGAGGAGGUAGGAGAUUGGUUGAUUGCUCCUCGGAGUCCUCGGCCCUUUCCUCCUGAGACUUUCCUAAGCCAGGAGAUGCUCUGGCUGGUGAUGAAGCUGGAGCCCGCAGGCCAAGCACAGGGUCCAGUUCAGGGGCCCAGCAUGGCCUGACCUAGAGCUGGGACAUAGCCAGAGACCUUCGAGUGAAGGGGCUGUGAGUGGUCUGGUGCAGGCUGUCUGGUUAGAGCCGACAUGCCGGCUGUGCAAUCCUGGGCAGGUUAGCACACCCCUCUGCACCUCAGUGUCCUCAUUCAUGACAUGACGGUAAUAAGAAAGCUGUCUCAGGCAGAACGUAGUGAAAGAUUCAGCCCGGCAAUUGCCGCAUUGGUAUUACAUAAUAGUAAUCUGAACUCGGCAUCUGCAAAUGUUCCUGGACUUUAAAGAUGCAGGACAGGGGCCUCAGAAAACCAUUUCCUUAGGUCCACACUGAGAAAUGUAUCUGUUCUGUGGCUAGGCACACUGGGGCUUGGUUCCAGGAGGGUGUGUUUAGACUGCAGUUUGUACUCUGUAAAGGUACAGCUGUGGCCAACAGCCAUCUUCGCUGGAAGCAGAGAGCCUGGGCCCCAGACCUCCGACCCUUCACUCCACAGGGCCCCGGGCCGUGAGCUAAUAAUGCUCAUUUCAGUUUCCUGUGACGGGGAGGCUCCCUUCUCUUCUGCUAGGAUGCAAUAUGGCAGAUGGGAUUUCUACGUGAGGCAUACUUCCUUGUGAAAUCUGAAUGAAACCCCUCCCCUUCCAAAAAAAGAAGAAAAGAAGUGCUGAGAGAUAAAGCAGCACCACAAAGCCCCAUAGAAGGCGGUGUUCACGAGAGCAUCUUACAAGCACGCCAGUCACUCUAAGUGGUGCGCUAAUCAGGAUGCUGCCCGCCCGCUGUGAAGCAGCAGCGGGAAAACAGCACCCGGCAGGUGAGCAUCACGCUGUCCUGGAGUCUUCCCAGACGUGUGGCACACAGAUGGUGACUUCCCGCAGCAGCUGGUUCUGGGCUCGCAGUCCUCACCCACCUCCUUAUAGAAUCCUCAGCUGGUGUGGUUUCCCAACUUCGUGCCACCCUGGUUAGAUGCAGAAAAUGCCCUCACCCAGCAUUUCCAAAAGCUUUCUCCUCUGUUCCAUGAGAGGUCACCAGUAUUUCUCCAAGACUGACUCCUGUGGUCGUCAGGGUGACAAAAUGUGGGUUUUCUUGCACGAGAAGGCAUACCAGGUUCGGGACACAGCCAUCGAGUCCUCAGUGGUGACCAAGGUAAAGGGCUUCGGACUCUACGCCAACAGAGUCAUGGACGUGUCUGAUUAUGUGACGCCACCCCAGGGCACCUCGGUCUUUGUCAUCAUCACCAAGAUGAUCGUUACUGAAAACCAGAUGCAAGGAUUCUGCCCAGAGAGUGAGGAGAAAUACCGUUGUGUAUCAGACAGCCAGUGCGGGCCUGAGCGCUUCCCAGGCGGGGGGAUUCUCACUGGCCGCUGCGUGAACUACAGCUCUGUGCGCAGGACCUGUGAGAUCCAGGGCUGGUGCCCCGCGGAGGUGGACACAGUAGAAACGCCCAUCAUGAUGGAAGCUGAGAACUUCACUAUUUUCAUCAAGAACAGCAUCCGUUUCCCCCUCUUCAACUUUGAGAAGGGAAACCUCCUUCCCAACCUGACAGCCAGGGAGAUGAAGACCUGCCGCUUCCACCCAGACAAGGCCCCUUUCUGCCCCAUCUUGCGGGUAGGGGACGUGGUCAAGUUUGCGGGGCAGGAUUUUGCCAAACUGGCGCGCACGGGGGGAGUUCUGGGCAUUAAGAUCGGCUGGGUGUGCGACUUGGAUAAGGCCUGGGACCAGUGCAUCCCCAAAUACUCCUUCACCCGACUGGACAGCGUUUCUGAGAAGAGCAGCGUGUCCCCAGGAUACAACUUCAGGUUUGCCAAGUACUACAAAAUGGAGAACGGCAGUGAGUACCGCACCCUCCUGAAGGCUUUCGGCAUCCGCUUCGACGUGCUGGUGUACGGGAAUGCUGGCAAGUUCAACAUCAUCCCCACCAUCAUCAGCUCUGUGGCGGCCUUUACUUCUGUGGGAGUGGGGACUGUUCUCUGUGACAUCAUCCUGCUCAACUUCCUCAAGGGGGCCGACCAGUACAAAGCCAAGAAAUUUGAGGAGGUGAAUGAGACAACGCUGAAAAUCGCCACUUUGACCAACCCAGUGUACCCCAGCGACCAGACCACAGCCGAGAAGCAGUCCACCGAUUCGGGGGCCUUCUCUAUAGGCCACUAGGGCCUCUUUCCAGGGCCCCACCCUCACCCUUGGGCUCCAGGCCUUCCAGCAGGGGACCCUGCCUGAGCAUGGGGGCAUGGGAGGGAAGAGGGGCUCUCAUUUCUGCUGCUCAAUCCAUGAGCAUAGCUGGGACCAGGUGUCCAGCCCUCCCAUUGCUCCAGCAGACAGGCAGUGCCCCUGCUGAGACCCCACUGUCACCCUCACUCCUUGCUUGGCCCCAUCUGCUUCCUAGAACCCCUGGGGCAGUAGCACCUGAGCAGUCCCUUUCCCAAAGAGUAGAGAUGAUAAUGUAGGACAGAUGGCCACAAGGGCCUACCAAGUGCCAGGCGCUUUCACACACGUUAUCUCAUUUAAUCCUUAGAAUAAUCCUAUGAGGUAGAUAUUAGUUUCCCUUGUUUUGAAGAUAACCAAGGCUCAAAGAGACUGAGUCAUUUGCCCCAGGCUAGAUAGCCAGGAAGUGAGAGAGAGCUUGGAUUUGAACCUCCAUUUGACUAACUCCAUUGCCCACACCCCAUGAGAGAAGAAAGAACUCCUGGGGGCCGUCAGCCCUGCUGCUUCAGCCGCCUCCGCGCUGACCGUGUUGCUGUUCAUAAAGAGUAAGCCCCAUGCCUUUCCCAGCAACUAAGGCUGCAUUUUAGGGAGACUGGUUAGACAAUGUUGUGUGGCCCGAUGGGUGGGUCCCAAAUUUAGAAGGAAACAGAAGACAUGGCUGUUGGUGAAUUUUUCCUUAUCACACCCCACAGCUCUCCCCUAACCAGGGAAGGGGCCAUUCUUGUUCUUCUCUGGGACCCCACACUCACACACAACUGAGCCCCUCACUCUGGGGAUUUGAUUACUGGACCUGGGAGUUCCGCAGCCCUCAUUUACAAUAUCGGCGAAAAGGCUCCAGUGAGGCCUGGUGCCUUGUGAGCUGGUCAGCUGGGUCAGCCAGGCCUGUCCCCACAGGGUCUUAAUCAGGUGUCCCGUCUUUUAAGGUUAGAAGCUAAAGGGGCCUUAGAAACCAUCUUAUCUAACUGUCUUGCUUACAGAUAAGCAAACUGAGGCCAGAAAGGAAAAUGACUAGUUCAGUGCCACAGUCAGUGGUGAAAAGAGAACACACAUGUCCUGCCCUUCAGGGGAGGAGGCCAGAGCAGGAAGCUGGGUGCAUUGACCCAGGCAUCCUCUAUCCCCGUUCUGGCCUCUCUUACAGUGAGAGGCCCAGAAGUUGCACCAGGACAGGGUUCAGGGGCAGACCCAGGUUUUCUGAAGCAUAAGCAUAUACAAUUUGGGGGCAUCUCUUUAGAAAGAAUACAAAAUGAGGUAUAGAAGGGGUUCAUGCGAGUGAAUGAGCCUGAAGAAUGUUUCAGUAGCUUCAUGGUAAAUCUGCAUCUGGUAGAGUUGGAGUGGGCAUGAUCAUGAGGUCUCAGCACCAGCUCAAUUGUAGAUGGAGGGCAGCCCUCAUCACAAGGUGCAGGAAGUUGGGGAGGGGACAGCUUCAGGAGCAGUUCAGGAGGCUCGAACGGUGGGUACUUGCAAAGGCCUUGCCCCAAUGACCCCCCACCCCAGGGGGAGAAGGGGUAAGACCCUCCCCACAUAAGGCUCAUCACCCCCUCCAUCACUCUGCCCUAACCCACAGCCCCAUGCCCAGGAUGGUGCACAAGGGGCCAGCUAACCACACAGGGAGGAGCGUGGCUGGUGUCUCAGCAAACCGCUGGGGCACGACCUCCCCAGGGUCAGCCUUGGGAAUUGGGCAAUGCCCAGAGAUCUAACCAGAGAGACAUCAGUUUCCCCAGCAGAGAUAUCAGUGAAGGCAGCACCACAUUCUCCACCUGGGACUCCCCCAGGCAUCCCUGGGGAAUCCAGCUCUUGGGAGGCUGGGGUCACAGGGAUGCUCUCUAAUGGGGAGAUGAAGGAGGCAGUGGUGUCCUGAAGGGACCCUCCCCCGAACUCCCCUUUUACCCAGAUGGAGGUGGUCCUCCUGCAGGUACCUCAGGCCCCUCUAGAGCCGGCCAGCAAGUGUGUGUGAGCCUGAAGUUUUCCUCCCUGUAUCUGAACUAAGUCACCGUUUCUGUGUGCUAGAUGUAGGGUUAAUAUCAGCAGUGAUAAAAACA